Molecule: messenger RNA, 474 nt
Organism: Penicillium verhagenii
Lineage: Eukaryota; Fungi; Ascomycota; Eurotiomycetes; Eurotiales; Aspergillaceae
Exons: 2
Coding region: 1-474 (157 amino acids)
Source: RefSeq, a predicted model, not a curated record
AUGUCUUCACCCUUCAAUCUCAUCCUCACCUCCCAAACAACCACAAUGGAUUUCAUUCGCCUACUGAAACAGUGGGCUACCGGUCCUCCUCAGUCGCGCCAAGCCGAUCCCGACGUCGUUCACCCUACCAGGACGCGUAAACCAGGAACUCCUAUGAAAGUGUUGGACAUUGUCCUUCUUGAUGAAAUUCUUGAGUUCAAUCGCUUCAAGGGAAUCAUGUACAACCCCUACAACAUCAACCACCCGGAUCUUCUUUUCGCGGUUUCACUUCCAGAUGGCACCGAGGAAGUCAUUCGGUGCGGAGAAUGGGUCCACGGAAAUCCCGUCUGUGUGAACAGUCUCGUCAAGCUGAAGCUGAAAAUAUGCCAUGCUAAGGAGUUGGUUCCUUGGGAUUGGAUGUGGGAUACAAGGCAAAUCCAAAGCGAUCAGGUGCUACAGCUUCAAUGGCCCUCUGCUGCCAACUACCAUGAGUGA